Mytilinidion resinicola is the source of this 489-nucleotide messenger RNA. RefSeq lists its product as uncharacterized. The coding region runs from base 1 to 489 and encodes 162 amino acids. Lineage: Eukaryota; Fungi; Ascomycota; Dothideomycetes; Mytilinidiales; Mytilinidiaceae. The record is from RefSeq and is a predicted model, not a curated record. The transcript is spliced from 3 exons.
AUGGGGAUAUCCACAGCGCCUGGCCAGGUUAUUAGGAAUAAUAUAUGGGCUAGGGUAACGCCACUUAUCGAUGAGGUGCUGAUUGACAUCAUUAAUUGGGAUCCAAAACUCAGGUAUUUGCGCCAUGGAACGUUAGAAGGCAUCUCAACUUACUGGUCCAGUCCCUCUUGCAACUGCAAGCCGAGCAACACCGGUCUUACUCCUAAUCCAUACAAAGAACUCUGUAACUGCGAGCCUGAGUCCGGUGGCCUUUUUCAUUAUAGUCGAAGCAAUACCAAAGGCCUAAAGGGAAGACUUCAAUACGAUCUUCUCGAACCAGUUGAAGGGUGGAAAUCAGCUCCGUGGUGCGCCUGGAAUGAGACCCAUCCAAAUUCACGUCGCAUCCGCUCCUUGCUGAAGUGGCUGAAACGAGAGGUGCUUCCAACGUCGGGAGGUUUGACCACCAAAGCAAAGGCUAUGGUAGAUGGACAUGUGGAGGACAAAGAGUGA